Messenger RNA from Aegilops tauschii subsp. strangulata, 1040 nucleotides. RefSeq lists its product as uncharacterized. Gene Ontology annotation, biological process: maturation of 5.8S rRNA. The record is from RefSeq and is a predicted model, not a curated record. NCBI's taxonomy places the organism in Eukaryota, Viridiplantae, Streptophyta, Magnoliopsida, Poales, Poaceae.
UGUCCGUCUCUGUUUCUGCUCGUGCUCCCCUCCUCUGUUUUCCGGUGUUCCUCCCGCGAGACGAGACGGCCGCCUCUAAACCCUAACCCUAGAUUAGAUUACGGGGGGCUGGGAGAGGGAGAGGGUCGGAGCGGCGGCGGCGGCGAGAUGUCGGCGAAGAAGGGGCUCUCGAGCACGCUGCGGAACCUCAAGUUUAUGCAGCGGGCGGCGGUGGCGCAGAAGAUUGAGGACAAGGCCGAUGUGGAGGUGGAGGAGCCGGCGGCCGAGGUGGUGAUGACGCCGGCGGCCAACGGUGGAGGGGUCGGCUCGUCGGUCCAGGUCGCCAGGAAGUGUGUAGUUGUCAUGGAGGGUAAUCCGCUUCCAGGAGCUGUAAAGGGUCGAAUGUCAUUCCAAAAUUUCAAUCCAUCCAUUGAUAAACUAAAUGACGAGGCAAGUGGUCGGCCAACACAAUCAGCUUCACCUAGUAAUUCUCAACAAGACAGUGCAAAUACCAGCAGAGUGGAUGAUAUAUCAGCAUCAAGAUUUAGAAGCUUCAAUGUUGAUAGUUCAGAAAGCAUAUCUCUGAAUGAGUUGAAGAGAAAAGAGCCUGAGCUGGAGAUGGAAACACCACCAUCGCGCAAGCUGCCAAAGACGACUGGCCAGAACGUGGAUGGCCAGCCGUCUUCGCAGAGCAAUGGUCGUGGGUCUGGCAAGUCGAACAAGCAUGAAAAGCUUGACUUUAACCUUCUCAGAAAACGGAAAUCAAAAUGAGGUCCAGGUUAGCAUUAGCCAAGACUAGCUCUGUGUACUCCAUAUGCCACCAUUUGUACUCUGUAUCUGAUCAGCCUUGCGCGUUGUUCACUGAAUUAUUUCUGUAGUAGCAAGUAGCCAGGUUAAACCUGCAGUGAUAUAUCUGUUAUUAACUUAUUGAGAAGCCUACUGGGUAACAUGGUAUCUUACAUUGGGCGCUUUUCUCCUGUUUUUGAUGGUGCUGUACUCCAUUGUCACUUGUAAGAUGUAAGAUUCUGCAGCAGCUGUGAGAAUUUAAAGUUUUGGGGUAA